Molecule: messenger RNA, 3573 nt
Organism: Drosophila mojavensis
Lineage: Eukaryota; Metazoa; Arthropoda; Insecta; Diptera; Drosophilidae
Exons: 4
Coding region: 1-3573 (1190 amino acids)
Biological process (GO): DNA integration
Molecular function (GO): nucleic acid binding
Source: RefSeq, a predicted model, not a curated record
AUGAGCGUAUCCGAAAGGAAGUCGCGCCCGCACUUGGUGUACGUGUGCACGAAGUGCGAAGUCGGGCUGGAUGUUAAGGAGAAUGCAGCUCUCAGGCCAAAGAUCAACGUUGUGGAUGACGACAGCAGCAUAACGGCGAAGCAGUUCAUGGAGGGGCUCUUCAGGAACCACUUCUUCGGACACUGCUCCAAUGCAGCGUUCGAGAAGUCGAUGAGGAUUUCUUCGAAGCCAUGGAACAGCGACGUUGGACCCCCGGUCAACGUACAAUUGGAGCUGGAGAGGAAGGCGCUCGAUAUCCUGGACGAUAGCGGGCGAAUUUACGUGGAGUGGUUCUCCUUCCGCUGGCAUCCGAUGACGCCGACCUAUGCUUGCCACAGCCGGAGACGAGCCAGCGACCUAUGGAGCCGGAGUGAGCCGGACUCUGCGUGUGAGGAUAAUUUUGUCCGAACCACAAGUCUGGCUCCCACGUCGUUCAAAAAUCCGGAUCACCCUGACUUAGGUCAUUCGCGAUCCAUCGCUCUGGGGCAGUUUCUCAAGAAUGAUAGCAGAUUGUCCAAGAAUCCGACACUCAAGGCCGAAUACGAAGCUAUCCUGCAAGAGUAUCUCGACUUGGGUCAUAUGAGGCCAGUGUUCUCACAUUGCAAUCCUGCAGUGAGUAACUUUUACUUGCCUCACCAUGCGGUCUUUAAGACCGACAGCACCACCACCAAAGUGAGGGUGGUGUUCAAUGCAUCGUGCCCAUCUUCCAAUGAGAAGAGCCUGAAUGAUAUUCUUCAUCCAGGCCCGGUCCUUCAGUCCGACCUCACGAUGCAAAUCCUUCAAUGGCGAUACUAUCGAUACGUGUUUAAUGCCGACAUCACUAAAAUGUAUCGCCAAAUUCGUGUUGAUCCAAAACACACCCCCUUCCAACGGAUCCUUUUCCGUAAGCCAGACGGCAACAUCGGGGACUUCGAGCUAAGCACCGUCACUUUUGGAGUAAACUGUGCUCCCUUCCUGGCUUUGAGAGUUCUCAAACAGCUCGCAAAUGACGUGAGAUCCCGUUUGCCUCUCGCCAGCAAGGUCAUCUCCGAGUGCAUAAGCUCUGUAGAGUGCGGGGUUUCCCUUAAGGAAGUGGACAUCCAAUUCCAUGGAUUGUUUGAAGGCUAUCCCAAGAGUCAUCGGCUGUGCGAGGACUUCUUAGAGCUUGAAGAUUCCAGCACGGCAAAGACCCUAGGCCUACGUUGGCAAGAGCAUGCCGAUCUUUUCUUUUUUUCGCCCCCUGACAUUCCUCUCCAGGAGUCCUACACAAAAAGGUCGGUCCUUUCACAGAUCGCCAAGUUGUUCGACCCUGCAGGGUGGCUGGCACCCUUUGUCAUUCGUGCAAAAAUAUUUAUGCAAGCGCUCUGGCUACGCGGUUUAGAUUGGGACCAACCUCUGCCUGGUGAUCUCCUCACCCAAUGGCAAGAGUUUAUCCUCAGCUUCUCCAGCCUUCGGGAUAUUCGUGUGCCUCGAUGGGUACACUUCCAGCCUCGAGCUACUAUCCUAUUUCAUGGGUUUUGUGACGCAUCUGAGCGUGCUUACGGAGCGGCUGUCUAUCUCCGUGUAGAACUUGGCAACCAGAUCUUCGUCAAUCUGCUCUCCGCCAAAACGAGAGUCGCUCCGAUCAAAUCCCUUUCCAUACCCCGCUUGGAGCUUUGCGGUGCUGUCCUUCUGACCGACUUAUGCUCAGUACUGCUGCCGGCAUCCCCAGCAGUCAGUUUUCAGUCCCUUUAUUGGACCGAUUCGACUAUUGUCUUAGCCUGGCUAAACAAGCCUGCGUGCAAUUGGACAACCUUCGUCGCAAAUCGGAUCAGUAAGAUAACUGAGCUCACCAAUCCUGGUGACUGGCGUCAUGUCAGCUCAGAACAUAAUCCUGCGGACAUAGCUAGCAGGGGAGCUCACGCACAGGAGCUUCUCUCAAAUCCGCUAUGGUUCUAUGGGCCAGACUGGCUUCGACUUUCCCAGUCUCACUGGCCACUCGUUCCCGCUCUUAGCUUGGAAACUGUUCUGGAGCAAAAAUCAGCUAAAAGUCAUGCUGCCACCUUGACUCCUUCAACUGAGUUCACAAGCAGGUUUUCAGAGCUUCAUCGGGCCCUCCGUGUCACCGCUUGGAUGUUUCGUUUCAUCAAUAGGUGCAGGAGAUCCGCCCCACCUCCGUCGCAAGAGCUCAGUGCUGAUGAAUUGCACUUUAUUCAGGCCAGGUUCAUCUCCUUGUGCCAAAAGAGAGUUUACGCAAAAGAGAUCAGUUGUUUACGUGCACAGCAACAACUUCCGGCCUCAAGUCCACUCCGAAAUCUUAAUCCUUUCCUGGAUAAUAAAGGUAUCCUGAGAGCAUGCGGACGCAUAAGGACAUCCGCCUCCUUAAGCUACGACGAACGCCACCCCAUCAUCCUCCCUUCCUCGUGCUCUUUCACAAAGCUGUUAGUCCGUUUCACCCAUCGCAUAUCCUUGCAUGGCGGGAACCAACUAAUUGUGAGACUCAUCCGUUCACAAUUCUGGAUCCCUAAGCUGAAGGUCCUCAUCAAAUCGGUAAUAAACUCAUGCAAGUCCUGCGUAGUUUAUCGUAAGCGUCUCCAAACGCAAAUGAUGGGCGACCUGCCAGCUGAUCGCACAACCUUCACAAGGCCCUUCACCGUCGUAGGCGUCGACUUUGCAGGCCCCUUCGAUGUGAAGAAUUACGCCGGACGUGCCUGCCUCAUUACAAAGGGGUACGUCUGCGUGUUUGUGUGUUUUAGCACCAAGGCUAUCCAUCUCGAGGCCACAUCCGACUUAACCACCGAAAAAUUCUUAGCGGCGUUCUCCCGCUUGGUGGCUCGGCGUGGAUGUCCGCAGAAGAUUUACUCCGAUAACGGGAAAACGUUUGUCGGAGCCGCAAAGACUUUGUCUCGAGACUUUGUAGAAUCACUUCGAUCCGAGGUGCUUGCAAAGCACACUCUCCAUAACCUAUCCUGGCAUUUCAAUCCACCGAGUGCACCACACAUGGGCGGCUUGUGGGAAUCAGGGGUGAAGAGUUUCAAGGCUCUAUUCUAUAAAUCCACUGCCACGACGAAAUAUACUUUCGAGGAGCUUUCGACCCUCUUGGCAAGAAUAGAAGCCUGCCUCAACUCGAGACCGAUAGCACCCAUGUCCGAGGAUUCCACCGACCUACAAGCCCUUACUCCAGGACACUUCCUAGUCGGUGGGCCUCUUAUAACCAUUACUGAGCCCAGAAUUACGCAAGAUGCGAUGUCUAUCCUGAAUCGCUGGCAGCGACUUAAGGCUCUUCACCAACAAUUUUGUUUCCGUUGGAAAGAAGAGUAUCUUAAGGAGCUGCACAAACGUAAUAAAUGGCAAUUCGCACAACGUGACUUGAAGGUCGGCGACAUGGUCAUCGUGAAAGACGACAAUGUCGCCAUCAACGAGUGGCGGCUCGGCCGUGUCCACCUCACGCACCCAGGAGAUGAUGAGAAGGUCCGAGUGGCGGACAUUCUCACCUCCCGGGGCAUCGUCCGUAGACCCGUCCAUAAGUUGGUCAUCCUACCAACGGACGAUAAUACCCCUGUGAUGUCCAACUAA